UCACACAGUGUUUGUCUCUCCCUCUCGCGUCCCCUUGCCUCUGCUGAGCCGGAGCUGCUGAUCAACAGACGGUCCUGCAUGCGGACAAAGCGACACACUACCUGCAGGGAUCACGAUACAUCAAACGAAGCCGUUUUCUGCGUCUGCUUUCUGCACUUGUGACCUGUUGUGUGUGUCUCUUCCGACACCACAUACACCCUGCUCCUCUCCCUCUCGUCGCUCCGCGUCCGUCUGACGGAUGCCGCUGUGUCUACUGCUGCACCAUGAGAGGGUUGGCAAUGGUCAGCACUCGGCUGAUCUUUUUCAGUGACUAUGGGGAUCGCGGAUGGGCUGAGGGGCUCACCAAACAGGGGCUCCCCUCGGGGGUCACUCGGUCGUAUGUCUUGGAUAGAGGCUGACUGAGUGACAGACACAGCAAAGCAGGACUGUCCCGCCUGCAUCGAUGUACCUGUAUGUGUGUACAUGUCUCGUGGAUGGGAUGCAUACCGGUGCGUCAUUGCUUGUCGCAGCUGCAAUGUCGGCGGCCGCGGCCGCUGAGGACUCUUUCUCCUGUUCUUUCGGACUCACAGGGGGCAUGGUAAGGUUGCUACGGAGGAACAGUAGCGAGCCACUAGUACUACCUUUGCUGCCAUCGGUCUCCCUGCCAUUAUCAAACUCUCCCUGGGCAUCAAAGAAGGACUCAUUCGGGAGCUGGUUGGCGAUGACAACGGACAGGACGCUCGACAUCAUUAUCGGCAAAAUAAGGCCGUGCUCGCCUGCUCACAUAGACACAGAAACAGAGACAAGGACAAAGACACCAUGUGUGGAGACAUAAGACAAGGAUGAGAUGUCCGUUUGUUGUGUGUGUCUCACGCACGGGUCAUCUCAUAGAUCAGGAGGAUGGCUGUUAUUGGGCAUCUGAACACGGCCCCAAAGAGGCUGGCCAUGCCGGUGACUGUCCCGGCCAGACGAAUCUGUCGAAUAGUCAGAGAGGCGCCAGGAAGCUGGUAGUCUCGCUCCCAGUCGUGUUGGACACCCGCCGCUUUGAAAAUGAAGAGAUGCAAGGCAGCCAUAAGGUUCCCAUAGAGGGCACCAAGGGUCAGGACAGGAGAAAACAGACCGCCGCAGCCACCUGCAAAUGAGACAGGCAGGUGAGGGGACGCCUGGAUCGGUGUCUCGUGUAUGUGUUUAUCUGACUGACCUGCGGCGAAGGCAGCUGUGAUUGCGAUGGACUUGCCGAUAAAGAGGACAACAACGGGCCAUGUCUCUGUCUCCCACUUGCCCUCCAGCAGAUCUCGCACAAACCAUUCACCCGUACCCCAUACUGAACACAGACACGCAUAUAACACGGUACAGCUCAGCUCAGCCGGCCACUUACCAAAGGCAUGCCCCGUCACUGCGAAGGUGACGGCUCCCACCACUCCUGUCACCCCGCCUGCCGCCGCCAUGGCCACCCCUGAUGGCAGCCUCGACACGCGCCGCCGCACUUUGUGGGCCACUGUAACGAAGAGGCGGCCGAGAAGCCCACCGAGAAGGCCAAUUGGGAUCGACAAAGCCAUCCACCCCCCCGUCUGCCAGGGGGAAUCAUGCUCAAGACCGUCUCGAUGCACUGAUAUGAGAAGAAAGCGGACGCGUCGCUAGCGUGUGUAAAUGGCGACAUGUAUCUACCAAAGAAGCCGCUGGAAUCAUGGCUGAGGGUACGGAUGAUCACCGUGGCGGUCGUAGAGGCGAUGAGGACGAGAAGGCUCGACCGAGCCUUGAGGCGGCGGCGGCUGAAACGGUGAUGCAU
Molecule: messenger RNA, 1768 nt
Organism: Vitrella brassicaformis
Lineage: Eukaryota; Vitrellaceae
Source: the annotation of a GenBank genome assembly